Messenger RNA from Alternaria alternata, 1920 nucleotides. RefSeq lists its product as hypothetical. Gene Ontology annotation, biological process: intra-Golgi vesicle-mediated transport. Gene Ontology annotation, cellular component: trans-Golgi network; TRAPPII protein complex. NCBI's taxonomy places the organism in Eukaryota, Fungi, Ascomycota, Dothideomycetes, Pleosporales, Pleosporaceae. The record is from RefSeq and is a predicted model, not a curated record. The transcript is spliced from 4 exons. Bases 127 to 1848 code for a protein of 573 amino acids.
AACAAGUUGUGCAACUUCUUAGCGCACGGACAAAUGGACUAGCGCGAAACCCGGUCCCCUAGCUCAGGCACCGCAUUCACGUGCACCUUCGCCCUCACGUCUACCUCGACAAUCUUGCAGGCAAUCAUGGCAGAGGCUGAGGAAGCGUCGCCCCGUAGGAGCCUCGAGUUUGCCGAGAGCUCAGUACUGGAAGCCAUUGUGCCUGCAAGUUCCGACGUUGAUAUCAAGAACGAGAUCGACUCUUGGGAUGGUGCACCAGAUGACAACGGCUCUAUAUUGCCCUUCUUAGCACAACGACAUGUGCUGCUCCUCGAUGAACUCCUAGCUGUAUAUGUUGUUUUCCAAACGCCACUAUUAGAAGAAGCGACCUUGAAGUCGUAUCUUGCGAGACUGGUCAUCAGCGUGGAAGCCUUUGCCUUCAGCACGGUUCCUCCGUCUGACCAAGAUGCGAAAGCUACGCCUCCCAAGGAAGUCAUCUUCUCUGGUACCAUCAACCAUAAAGAUGAGCCUACGGUCAUCAAUCAUGGAGAGGGAGACAGUGCUCAUACUUAUGUUGUCUGGAAGGUGGACGUUUUCAUUGCUCGACCUCAGGGCAGAUAUCAUAAGCCCGCAGUGUAUUUCCAGCCCACAGCCUCCUUCAAGCCUACAGAAAAACCUCAAAAGGACGCAUCGGAGGAUGAAUAUCUCCCAAGCCGUACACCUACGCCUCUGAACCUGCUUCAGGCCUUUGAGAGCGAUCCUGCUCUUGUUGGUGUUCAUCCAAGACUCUCAGCAAUGCGUAUCAGCAAGGUCACGCCGAGUGCUCCUGCUGCAAAAGAAAUGGCUCGACCGAUCCGAAACGGUCAAAGACCCUUGUUUCGUGUACUUCCACCAUUGAUUUGGAGGAUGAGGUAUUCGAGGAUCCAGGCAUCAUUAAGUGACUUGUCGUUGAUGGCCUCUUUGGACCUGGAGGUCGCUCAAUUCGCAACUUACGAUGUCAGAAUCAAGAAAGUCAACUUGGCUCUGCAUGGAGGCAAGGUCAAAGAGCUGAACGACGAGCUGGAUACUACGACGAGUCACAAGCCUGGUGAUCAACUGACCUUCUUGUACAAGAUCUGGCCUGACUUGGGCACUGACGGGACACCAGCACUUGGGAGCAAGGGUCAUUACUUGACAUUGAAUGUUGAGGCCAAUGUUACAAUGUCUGAUCAAUGUCAUCCGGAUAUUGCUAUCGAAUGGAAGACGCCCAUUGACUUUGCGUCCGAACAGACGCUCAGCUUGACCAAGGCCAUUCACCGGCAGAGUACCUCUACAAUACAGAGUACAAACGCAGUCAACCCUGACGCAUUUGCCACCCAAGACGCUCAAGACCAGCCCGAACAGGAUGCUUCGAAAAACGACGUUAAUGUUACUCUGACAGUGUCUGGGCCGUCCAGUGUCCAGGUUGGUGAGAUCUUCACAUGGGAUGUGUUCAUUGUCAACCGAUCCGACAAAACACGAAGACUAGCUGUUCUUGUUAUUGCGAAAAGGUCUCAUGAUAUGGGGAGGCACAAAUCACAUCCAUCCACAUCCUCUGUAGGUGGACCUCGAGCAGAGCGAAAAGAGCUUCUCGGUACAGCAGUAGUCGACGAGAACGUUGUGUACGCAAAGCAAAAGAGCGGAAGGACAGAGACAGCCGAGUUGAUUUGCUUGACAACAGACAUUCGUCUGGGACAACUGUCGCCUGGUUCUUGCUAUACAGCUGAUCUCAAAUUUCUUGCACUCUCUGCAGGUGUCUUGUCUGUCGAGUCUAUACGAGUCGUCGAUCUGGUUACCAAUGAAGCCGUUGAUAUUCGUGAGUUACCGAGUGUUGUCGCUGUGGCUCCGUAGCAUCGGGUUAGGUCGUAGCUGAGACUAUCAUUCGGUCGUUGAGGCGUGCAAUAAAUACAACAUGCUACUAUC